GCCAUUCAUGGCCCCCCUUCAGUUGUAGGUAGGGAUGUCCCGAUACAACUGUUUCACUUCCAGUACAAUAACCGAUAAUACAGCCUUCAGUAUGUACCGAUACCGAUGACGGUCUGAUACGAUAUCGGCACAAAUCAUACACACUUAUCUAUUUCGUAGUGUGGAAUGUAUGAAAGGCUUGACCAAGUGAUAUUAUUCAAUUGGAGAGCAAGAGCCAGUAACAUUAACUAACCAUUGGUUGCAAAAAUGUGAACCUUAAUGGACUGCUUGUAUCGGAGAUUUUCGAUGCAGUCAGAUAGGUUGCAGGUUCGAUCCUGGCUCCUACCAGAGAAUUCUGCUGUUGUGUCCUUGGGCAAGACAAUCCCCCUUACCUUCUGGUGGUGGUCUGAGGGACCAGUGGCGCCAAUACUCUGCAGCAUCGCCUCUGUCCGUGUGCCCCAGGGCAGUUGUGGCUACAUCGUAGCUCAUCCCCACCAGCAUGUGAAUGGGUGAAUGGCUAAUUGUGUCGUGAAGCACCUUGGGGGGGUUGUAGAACCCUAAGAAGGCACUAUACAAACACAAGCCAUUUACCAUUUUCAUAAUCCGAUAGUGUUUUUCGGCCGAUAUCAAAUUACUUCCGAUAUCGAUAUUGGAACGGGACAUCCCCAGUUGUAGGUCCAUAUUACAAUGGUGUGGUAUGGCUAGGGUGGAGUGGAGUGGUGGGCAUUACACACUGAUUGGGGAAAAUAAAAAUGUCUUUCUUGCAACAUAAACACCAGCAUGCUUUUUUUAUUUAUUUUUUUGCUAUCGUUAUUCGUACAUGGACGUAGCAAGCAAGAGUCCAACUAGCGAUUGAAAUGCCUUCCUGAAAUCAACAGACACCAGACCCCUCAAUGGAACUGAAGCUCAUAAAGAUCUGAUGUCAAGAAGGACCACAAAGAAGCCAUUUCCCUCCAAGAAUACCAUCAGUGACAGAUUGAUAUUUUGCUAAAGGUCCAUGGAUUGGACUGCUGGGGACUAGGGGAUGGUUCUCCUUUCUGAUUGUCCAGAGCUUCUCAGUCAGUCCUGUGUUUCGCCAGGACUAAUUUGAAAUUAAGAAUUGUGGUCGAUCAAGUUUGGUGGUCAAAAAAGCCAAACGCCAACUAAUUCUGGUAAACUCAAAGCACAGAUGAUGAUGAAGAAUCGGGAUUUGCCAGGGUGAACUGCAGAGGUCUUGAAAAAAGGACCAGCCCUGCAACUAUUGACUCUGUAUCAAUUAAGUUGAAAAGUUUUUGACACUCGUGAAAUAUUUGUAAAUCUUCAUUAGUAACUAUAGAAAUGUCAAAGAUCUAGGAACACUGAAGCUACCCAGGAAAUCAACACUUGUGAACUUAGAGCUGAUCCAGGACCAGUUCAUUAAAGUUAACCACUGAGAGGUUUUUCAUCAUUCAGGCUGUGUGAUGGGGGUUGUCCACCUCUGAAAUAAAAAGCUAAUUGAUGUGAAAUUAAGAAAAACAGCAUUGUUCUAAAUUACUUAGAAAAACCUCAGCACAGUACCACUCUGCCACCAACCAACCAUCUUUGUCACCAUGCAGCCUUAUGAAGGGCCAUUAGAGUUUUACAGCUACAGUCAGGAGUGUUUUUAUCCGGCGGCACCAUCUAGAGGCUGACAAAUGUAUUUCAACUGAAGUUGUUCACAUCUCUUCCAUAGUUAUGACCAGAAGCAACACCUCUAUACGAGAAAGGGCACCAGCUCUAUAUCUGUUCCUUUUACUUGAGCCUGUGAGAACAAAAUGCAUUUGCAAGUUACAAAACUAUAACUUUUGGUUUUCUGUCUAUAUGCUUUUCUUUUUGGGACUCUUAGUUUUUCCUAAAGUUGAAAUAUUAGCGGCCGGCUGUUUGCCCAUCUCUGGUGUUAUUGAGCGGAGAACUUCUCACACCAGUGGUGUUCUGGUGCAAAAUGCGUAAGUGCGUAAUGAAUGGAGGACACAGGGGAGUGCGGUGAUUUGGUGAGGUCGACAACCAGAUGGCCCUAUAGUUAGUUUCAGACUAAGCCAUAUUAUUGGUGGAGGUUUUGAGACAAAUGCAAGAGAACCACUUCAUUCCUUUUUUUGUUUCCUUGUUAUAUAAUUUUUUUAUCUCCACAAUAUAGUUGUACUAUGUUAGAAUGUCGUCAUGGCAUGAAAAAAAAGUUUUAAGCUAGCUAAUUUAGCAUAUUUGCUUUAAAGGAAGACACUACAAAUAAUAUUUUAUGUUAAAAAAACUUUUGAACUUUGAAUGCAUAAACCUAAAAGCUUCGCCCCCCUGGUGGAUCCUCACACCACACUAUGGCCACCUUAACAAUAUUCACGAUCUGCCACUGCAUGGAAAAUUAUUCUGUUAAUAACUUUAAAAAAAAGAAAAAAGUUUAUGAGUAAUCUUUUUGGUCCAUAUGGAGAAUCCAAAGUGCUGGGAGGAGAGGGUGUCAAAUGACACCCUUCAUUCCAGUUGGUGGCAGUAAUGCUUUAAAUGUUGCUUGCCAGCUGCCAUAACAUAAGGAGAAGAAGAAGACAGCUAAUUGACUUUGAUUCGGCCAACCUGUUGGAUAAUCUGCUGGUUAUCUCUGAGGUUCUGCUGGAUUUCUCUGGUGUCCUGGCUGAUGUUUGAUGCUGCAUGUUCAUCGAAAAACAGCUGAAGUGGGCUCUGUGUGGCCAUGUACAGUCAAGGUAUGAACAUCUCUGGAGCAUCUUUUUAAAAUCUGGUACAAAAAAAAAAGUUCUUCCACUGACAGGCCAGCCUCGUGUCAGGCCCAAGAGCCGUGGAUCAGAUGAAUCAAAGAAAUCCCACCUUGAGAUUUUGCCGUGCACUGUGUCUCAGCUGCUGUCUGCUUCUCAAGUCACCAGUGAUUGCUUUGCUAUCAGAGACCGGGAACUCCACCAGGUUUCAGUCGUGGGGAUCGUCCGAGGAAUUGUUCCAGAUUUAAGCAACGUUCAACUCUUUGUAGAUGACGUGACGGGCCCUCCUCUAAAUGUGAAGCUGUGGAUCAACAUGGAGGACCGCUCUUUGAUGAGCUCUGCUCCUCCAGGAACCUACGUGAAGGUGAUAGGAAGUCUACGUAACUCCGACGGUCAAAGGUCAUUACUGGCGAUGAGUGUUCGCUGCAUCAAAGACCUGAACGAAAUCACAUCUCACAUGUUAGAAGUGGUACAAGUUCACAUGCAGCUCUUUGGAAAGGAUUUUGACAUGAACAUGAACACUACUGCAUUCUUACAACCAUAUGGAAGCAACAAGCCAAUGGGUUUGUCCACAAUCCAGAGCCAGGUGUUCAGUGUAAUCCAGAUGUUCUCAGUCCACACAGAGGGUAUCAGUUUCCAUGACCUGAGCAGUAAACUGGACUACCUCAGCUUGAAGGACAUCAGAACUUCCAUGGCUUUUCUCAUCAAUGAAGGUCAUGUCUUCCACACGGUUGAUGAGCAACAUUUCAAGUCAGCAUAGCAUUCAGUUCAAGUGGAAACAUAAAAAUUAAUAUUGGGUAUUAAAAUGUGAAAUGACGUAAAAUAGUUCUUCUGAACUGCUGUUUGUUUUUUUACUGAAACAAAAGAAAGUACUUUUUGUUUAAUAUUUUUGAUGCUCCGGUGUGUUGUCCCCUACUUUUGUUAAAGCUAAAAUUCAUCUAUGGAGCUUGUUGUAACUUGUUCAUUUUUCUGUGAAUAAAGCAAAGUUUAAAACAUUUCUUGAGCCUCCAUGCUAGAGAGAGUCCCUGGUGAGAACUAGUUUCCAUUGGACUCUCUCUGGCUGGUCUUUAAUUUCCAGCCUUCAGUGCAAGCCAAAUAUUAAUUGCUUAGCUCAACCCUCCAACACACACACACACACACACACACACACACACACACACACACACACACACACACACACACACACACACACACACACACACACACACACACACACACACACACACACACACACACACACACACACACUUUUC
Molecule: messenger RNA, 3925 nt
Organism: Nothobranchius furzeri (turquoise killifish)
Lineage: Eukaryota; Metazoa; Chordata; Actinopteri; Cyprinodontiformes; Nothobranchiidae
Product: replication protein A 32 kDa subunit
Biological process (GO): nucleotide-excision repair; double-strand break repair via homologous recombination; DNA replication
Cellular component (GO): site of double-strand break; DNA replication factor A complex; chromosome, telomeric region
Molecular function (GO): single-stranded DNA binding
Source: RefSeq, a predicted model, not a curated record